CCGCCGCCGCCGCCGCCGCUGCCGCCGCCGCCCGCGGGGUGGCUCCCCUGUGAGGGGAGGACCGCGCCGGCCUUCCCUCCCCCCGGAGCGGGCUUCCGCCGGAGACGGCCGACAUGGCCCUGGGGCUGAGCUCCGGCUGACGCCGGGGAGGAGGGGGCCGCCCGCGGACCUUCAGCCCGCCCCAGCCCGCGGCUCCGGCCGGAACCCGGACUCCCCGGCUCCGGACUCGCCGCUGCCUCCCCUGCUUCCCGGCGCCGACGAGCCCGAGCGGGGCCGCGCCGCCCUCCCGCGCCCUCCCGCGCCCUCCCGCCCCCGGCCGAGGCCUGCGGACCGCGGCGGCCCCGGCGCCGGGAGCAGGAAGCCGGCGGCCCGCCCCUGCCACCGCGCUCGCGCCGCCGCGGAGGGGAUUGAAUUGAGGCGCCGCGGCUGCGGGAGGCGACGAGGAAGGAGGAGCCGCCGCGCGAGGGCGUCGGGGGGCAGAGCCGGAGGAAGCGGCGCGGAGGGAUGUCUCCCGGGGCGGCCGGCGCCCCGAGCGGCCGGGGGCUCUGAGCAGCGGCCGGCCUCCCCGACCGACCCCAGCGCGGACUCGGACUUUGCCUCCGGGGGCCCCCCCGUGCCGGUUUCCGGCCCCAGCGCGGAGGAGCCGGCGCGCCUCUCCGCCCCCCGCCGGCCUCCCUCACCAUGUCCAAGAUGCCGGCCAAGAAGAAGAGCUGCUUCCAGAUCACCAGUGUCACCACCGCCCAGGUGGCCACUAGCAUCACGGAGGACACCGAGAGCCUGGACGACCCGGACGAGUCGCGCACGGAGGACGUGUCCUCCGAGAUCUUCGACGUGUCUCGGGCCACCGACUACGGCCCCGAGGAGGUCUGCGAGCGCAGCUCCUCCGAAGAGACGCUCAACAACGUUGGGGAUGCGGAGACUCCCGGGACCGUGUCCCCGAACCUCCUGCUGGACGGACAGCUGGCGGCCGCGGCGGCGGCGGCGGCUCCCGCCAACGGAGGAGGAGCCGCGUCGGCCCGGAGCGUGGCCGGCGCGCUGGCCGGUACCCCGGCGGCCCCCCCGGUGGCGGGGGCACCGGGCGCCCCCCCGGUGGCGGGCUCGUCCGCCGGGCCUGGGACUGCGGCCCCGGCGCAGCCCCCCACCACUUGCAGUUCCCGGUUUCGAGUCAUCAAGCUGGACCACGGGAGCGGGGAGCCCUACCGACGCGGCCGAUGGACGUGCAUGGAAUACUAUGAGCGGGAUUCAGACAGCAGCGUCCUGACCAGGUCCGGGGAUUGCAUUAGGCACAGCAGUACUUUCGACCAGACUGCGGAGCGGGACAGCGGCCUGGGCGCCACCGGAGGGUCGGUGGUGGUGGUGGUGGCCUCCGUGCCGGGGGCGCACGGGCCCGACUCGGGAACUGACAGUUCCCUGACUGCUGUGUCACAGCUACCCCCGUCGGAGAAAAUGAGCCAGCCCGCCCCGGCCCAGCCGCAGAGUUUUGGCGUUGGGCAGCCACAGCCACCGCCGCCCGUAGGUGGGGCUGUGGUUCAAAGCGCGGCUCCGGUGCCGCCGUUCCCGGGAGCCGCGGCCGGGCCCCAGCCAAUGAUCGCGGCCCCGCAGCCAAGCCAGCCCCAGGGAGCCGGCCCCGGCGUCCUCCCGCAGGGCCCCAAUGGACAAGGGCUGCCGCUGACGAAUGUAACCCUGCCGCAGCAGCCGGGCCCCGCGGUCGGCGCCCCUGCGACGCAGCAGCCCCAGCCGUUCGCGUACCCCCAGCCUCAGCUACCGCCCGGGCAUUUGCUGCCAGUCCAGCCCGCGGGGCAGAGUGAGUACCUACAGCAGCACGUGGCCGGCCUGCAGCCGCCAAGCCCCGCGCAGCCCUCGUCCACCGGCGCCGGAGCGAGCCUUCCCGUGGGCGCCGGCCCGACUGCCGCCGCGGUGGGGGCGCAGAUAAUGGGCGUGGCUUCCCUGCCCGGCGAGGCCGUGGCCCCGGGGCCGGGACCCGCGCCCGGCGGACAGGCGGCGCCCGGUCAGCCGGCCGUAGUGCCCCUGGCUGCUCUUGGAUGCGCGGUGCAGCCGGGCCUGGUCCCCCCUGGGACCGUGCAGCCCCAGUCCGUGCCUCCGCCGCAGAUGGGUGGCAGUGGGGCGCCGGCAGCCGUGCCCGGCGGCCCCCACGCCGUUCUACCCGGAGUUCCAAACGUGCCUGCAGCCGCGCCCGCUCCAAGCGUGCCUAGUGCGUCUACCACCUCCAUUACUAUGCCAAAUGUCCCCGCGCCGCUGGCCCAGUCGCAGCAGCUGAGCAGCCAUACGCCCGGCAGCAGGAGCAGCAGCGUAAUCCCGCACGGUGGGCUGCCCUUAGCGCCAGGCACACCCAGUGCACCGACGAGUCUACCGCAGGCUGACCUAAGCCAGUUCCAGACUCAGACCCAGCCUUUGGUCGGGCAAGCCGACGAUACCAGAAGAAAAUCAGAACCCCUACCUCAACCGCCACUUUCUCUCAUUGCUGAAACUAAGCCUGUCGUGAAGCCGCCUGUUGCAGAUGCCCUGGCCAACCCCCUUCAGUUAACACCUAUGAACAGUCUCGCCACCUCUGUGUUCAGCAUAGCUAUUCCCGUGGAUGGCGAUGAAGACAGGAAUCCUUCAACUGCUUUCUACCAAGCGUUCCAUUUGAACACGUUUCAGGAAUCAAAGAACCUCUGGGAUAGUGCAUCUGGGGGAGGUGGUGUUGUAGCCAUUGACAACAAAAUAGAACAAGCAAUGGAUCUGGUGAAAAGCCAUUUGAUGUAUGCAGUAAGAGAAGAAGUGGAAGUUCUAAAGGAACAAAUAAAAGAAUUAGUUGAAAGAAACUCUUUACUUGAACGAGAAAAUGCACUGUUAAAAUCUCUUUCAAACAAUGAUCAAUUAUCCCAACUCCCAGCCCAACAGGCCAAUACUGGUAGCACUUCUCAACAGCAAGCAGUGAUAGCACAGCCUCCGCAGCCAACGCAACCUCCACAGCAGCCGAAUGUCUCCUCAGCAUAAAGCUUUCUUGCCUCAUUAAGAAAAAAAAAAACUGAAAGCAAUCUAUCCUUGUGUGCCACUGGUAUUCUUUCCACUUUAUACGAAAGCAAGUAGCCAUGCUUCGGUUGUGUGUUUGGCCUUUUCAGUAUUAGACAAUCAUUCUACAGGAGCUUUUCCUCCCUUUGAGAUGUCAUGCAGCGCUGUUGAUGUCCAGUUUUAUGUCAUCAGUACACAAGGAGAAUAAUAGAUGGGGUUUAUUAAAGCAAGCAAAGUCUGCAUUUUACCUGGUGCGCAUGAGUGGGGUCUUUUAAGAGCUUUGGUGGCUCUCCCGUUUUUCCUAUUACCCAUGGAUUUACCCUGAGCCUUCCUAUCACAUAAAUAACAGUUCAUCUAAAGAGCCACUUUUCUUUCAAUAUCAGUAACAUUUGCCUAUGUAAGUUUUCAUUUAUUUGUGUUUUAUUUAUUACAGGGCUGCUAUUUUCAUAAUGUACAUGAACAAUGUCACAGAACUUUUUUAAUUUUUUUUUGAAUAAUUAUAAGUAUCAGUAAAGGAUUUGAAAGACAGGAUUGCAUUUAAUAGAUAAAACGUUUAGGCAAUAAUUGAACAAAAGAAUCCUGGCAUAUUUCUAACACUAAUGGCAAUUUACCUUCGGUAUUUAUUUUCAGUAGUAAAGACCCAGCUUGAAUGUAAAUUUUGUAUAGUGUAAGUAUGAAGAACAUAGUGCAACUGUACAGGUAGUCACCAGUUAUUGUGAUAUAAUAAAUAAUUGGGCUAUUUUGAUGAAGAAAACUGUUCAUUUGUUUCUACUUUCUAAUAGAGAAAUUGCCACGAUUCCUCUGCUUUUUGACAUUUCGUAUGACUUUCUUUUUUCGGGUGGGAAUAAAAAGCUGUGAAAUUGUUCAACCUACUUUGUAACCAAAGAAGCAAAGCUGUGUAAUGGAGUUUUUUUUAUAAUGCACAUUCUUUAUGUAUUUUUAUUUAGUGUUUUCUCGGUCACAAUUUUCUUUGCUGUCUAGCAUGAUCUGCAUGAUCUAUAAUCUUUGAACCACUUUCGUACCUCAUGUUUUUAUCCAGCACUCUUAUUGUAAUAUGUACUAGUCUGUGAACAAUGUCAAAUAAAAAAGAACGAACAGGUAGUAUGUUGGAGCUGAGCUAGUGUACUCUACACUAGUUGUUAAAAAAAAAAAAUGAAGUGAGCCAUCUUUUGUUCAUUUAAAAUGGUGUUUUGAAUUUCGUAUGCAGAAAACGUUUUGUUACAUUGCAGAUUUUAAUGUAUUUAAUAAAUGCAACAUGCAGAUUAAGUGCAGUGUAUACUGAGUAUUUAAAUUAAAAUGUACAUUUCAUAAAUACAGUUUCAAGAGAAAGCAUCAUUUUGUGUAUACUAACACAUUAAGUGUAUGUCAGAAAUUGAUGUAUAAAUAUAUAUUUUAACACAUUUUCUGAAAUUAAACUGCAGUUUUGUUGAAA
This is a messenger RNA of Nyctereutes procyonoides (raccoon dog), 4447 nucleotides long. RefSeq names its product TSC22 domain family member 2 (gene TSC22D2). The record is from RefSeq and is a predicted model, not a curated record. NCBI's taxonomy places the organism in Eukaryota, Metazoa, Chordata, Mammalia, Carnivora, Canidae. The transcript has 4 exons. The coding region runs from base 682 to 3000 and encodes 772 amino acids. Gene Ontology annotation, biological process: regulation of transcription by RNA polymerase II.